Molecule: messenger RNA, 554 nt
Organism: Impatiens glandulifera
Lineage: Eukaryota; Viridiplantae; Streptophyta; Magnoliopsida; Ericales; Balsaminaceae
Product: protein DELETION OF SUV3 SUPPRESSOR 1(I)-like
Exons: 3
Coding region: 163-390 (75 amino acids)
Biological process (GO): mRNA export from nucleus; proteasome assembly; double-strand break repair via homologous recombination
Cellular component (GO): proteasome complex; proteasome regulatory particle, lid subcomplex
Source: RefSeq, a predicted model, not a curated record
GCGGGAGAGUUGUAUGGACCACGGCCCAAGAGGCUAAAACUGUGGACCGGGAGUAGAUCUGGUUUGGCCCUUGUAUAAAUCCCGACGUAGAGAGAGAGAGAGAGAUUCACCAUUGGCGCCGAUCAAAACCUUGAAGCCGCACUGUGAUUUGUGAUACUGAGAAUGACGACCGAAUCCAAGGUUGCAGCAGCUGAAGAAGCCAAGAUGGACCUGUUCGAAGACGAUGAUGAAUUUGAGGAAUUUCAGAUUGAUGAACAAGAGUGGGAUGUGAAGGAGGCUGCAGAUGUAAGUCAGCAAUGGGAAGAUGAUUGGGACGAUGAUGAUGUAAAUGAUGAUUUCUCUCUGCAGUUAAGGAGGGAACUGGAGAAAUCAAAUGCAGAGAAGAAGUGAGUCAUUGUGCUGCAACAAUACUUUCAAGUAAUUCCUUUUUCUUUCUUUCUUUCUUUCUUGUUAUGUGUGUGUGUGGAGCUUUUAGACAUAAGCAGCCUUAAAUACACUGAAUAGUUAAACUUUUGAAUGUUCAUGUGAUUGCAAGCUUUGUUAUUUCCUGACUA